AUGAUUUGGGGAGGGAAUACAAUAGGUGAAGAAGAUGAGGACGAGGAAACUAUUCAAGACAACAACAACAAUAAUCACGAAUUAACAGCAUCUAAUCAAAUAUAUCCAGUUAAAAGUCCCCCCAUUGGUUCCAGAUUUAUUGGGAAAGUUGCGAUUAUUACCGAAUCGAAUUGUGCAAUAGACAGGGCAACAGCUAUUUUAUUGGGAAAAGAAGGGGCAAAAGUAACAAUACAUGGAACUGUUGAGAAAGAAUUGAGGGAAACAAUAGUUAAAAUGGUUAGAGCAGGAAUUAGUCAAGAUAAUAUUCUUGUUGUGCAAGGAGUUAUUGAAAAUGAUCAGACCCUAAAAAACCUUGUAGACAAAACUUACAACAAAUUUGGCCGAAUUGAUAUACUGGUAAAAUUAAAAUAA
Meloidogyne enterolobii is the source of this 411-nucleotide messenger RNA. The record is from the annotation of a GenBank genome assembly. Lineage: Eukaryota; Metazoa; Nematoda; Chromadorea; Rhabditida; Meloidogynidae.